ACUAUCCUUCCAUCAUGCCAACGACGCGCAGUAAAGCGUCAGGGAAACCACCCUCCACCAAAGCGGCACCUGCAAAACCGCCCUCGAAGAAGAAGCCAGCGAGCAAGCAGCAGACCAAGGCGAAGGCGGAGGACAAGCCCGAGGUCGGGAGCAAGCGCAAGGCAGAGGAGGCCGCCGGGGACGGUAAGGAGGACCACGCAGGGAAGCAGCCUCCAGAAAAGAAGCCAAAGGAAGACGGACACAAGGAGGAAGCGGAUGGCGGCGAGAACAAGGUGAAUGCGGUGAAGAACCAAGGGGACCAUCCAGGGAAGCACGUCUACCAGAGCGGCACCGUCGAACGUGGCCACAUCUACUUCUUCUACCGGCCCAAGGUCGAGGUCGAGGAGGUGCACUCGAUCGACGACGUCCAGCGCUUCCACAUCCUGCUCGUUCCCCGCCCGCCCGAGUUUAGCGUCGGCGAUGCCACCUCGGGUGCCAACGAGGACGAGGGCGAAAUGAACUUGGUCCAGGAGGGCGCCGACGCAGUACCUGCGAAGGCAACGAUAGGCGAGAAGAAGAAACAUUUCCGACUCGUCGCGGUGGGCAAGAAGCAGCUUCCCGAUCCAGAUGCCGGUGGAGGCAAGGGAGGAGACAGGAAAGGGACUUUCUGGGCGACGGUCAUCACCGUCGGAGAGGAUUUGCAGAAGCUCCAGGAAGGGCUGGGCAAGAAAGAGUACGAGACGAAGACCAAAGGAACCCGCCACCAAGGUCCCGCACGGCUGGCUGCGCGGGGCGCAUAUGCCAUCGUCAACAGUCAGGGCCGAACGCCGUCGUCUCGUGAGACACAUCUGGGUUACCAUCUCUCGCACCCUACCCCAGAGAACUUUGGUGAAGUGCAGGAAGCAUUGGGCAUACAUCAAGCAUCGUCCUUUGUCGUCCAAGUCAAGAAUCCCAAAGCGCCGAAUACUGCGGGGUUCAACGUCGGGCUCCCCGAUGGCAGAAAAGCGGACUUCCCUCAAGAUAUCAUGCGAGAAGUUUUCGGUGCUGGCGGCGGGAAGGGCAGGGAAAGCUUCGGGCUGAGGUUCGCAACGGUGGAGAGGAGCGAGAUGCUCGACUACGAGGGUGCGGAGCUGCUACUGAUUGCUGCCAGAAGCGGAGAUGAUGGGCUAGAGACCAGCCUGAAAGAAGGGCGUGGAGAAGCAUUGACAGAGCUCGGAGAGAAGGAAUCCGAAGAGUCUAUCGAUCAAGUACUGAAAGAACUUGCCAUAAAUGCUCACAACAUACCCGCAGAGCCUUUGGAAGGAGAAUGGGUUUAACAUUAUACAAUUGCACCCAGAUCAAACCGGAUUGGGCCUACCUAAAUGUAACAUUAGUAGAUCUUGGAAAGAAAUAGGAAAUAGUUUGGUUUUGCCACAUUCACAAUUGCGAGAUGAUGAAAAGCAUGCUACAUUGGGUGCAUAAAUAGACGUGAGGGUAUACGUGGUCAUUCUGGUCGUAAAGAUCAUGGCAGAAUAUCUCUACAGGGUAUCUUACGGAGAGUCUGUUUCAUCGCUGUCCGCAUUAAUGCGCAAGACCUUGACCCAUUCACGAUAGUUGAAGUUGCCGUGUCGGUCGGUGAACGGCCCCUUCAAUAGCUUGUCAAUCUGGAAAGCACAGUCACUUCAGCACAGGCCUCAGUCCACCAUAUUUCCAUCACGCACCUCACUCGGAUCCAUCUCUCCCCUGAUCCCGCGGUCGGUCCCGGCGUCCGCGUCGAGCUCGAAGGACGCCGCGCGCGAGUGCACGGUGCUGCCCCGCCGGUCGCCCGGCCUAUCCGCGAGCAGGCCGUCCAUCAUCUUCUUUGUAGGGGUGAUCCCUGGCGGCGCACACUGUGUUGGGUUCUGGUGAGGGGGAAGCGGGGCGUAAACACGCACCAAGACUUGCAAAGAUAUGCUUGAGGUCCUGCUCGCUCACGACACCGUCGCUGUCGUGGUCGAUCAAUGAGAAAGCCUCCCUGAACUGCUGCACCUGUGAAGGCGAAAAGAGGGAGAACACGCCAGAUGGCUCGCGUCGUUGACGUGACCUCUGGGAUUUGCUGGGCUUCUGGGGCGUCGAUUGAGGUGUGAUGUCUGGUGAAAGAAAGCGCGACAUCGCGACAAAACGGAAGGAGGCGAGGUGGAUUUGAAAGAGAGUGUUAUCGGUGGUGGGC
This is a messenger RNA of Phanerochaete carnosa HHB-10118-sp, 2167 nucleotides long. RefSeq lists its product as uncharacterized. The record is from RefSeq and is a predicted model, not a curated record. The transcript has 5 exons. Lineage: Eukaryota; Fungi; Basidiomycota; Agaricomycetes; Polyporales; Phanerochaetaceae. The coding region runs from base 15 to 1295 and encodes 426 amino acids.